UCUGAACAUCCUUUUUUUGUGUCGCUGUCCGAAACAACUAUUUUUGCAUUCACGUAAAGGGUUGGCAUUGCUGGUGUUUCCAUCCCUAAGUUAUUGUUCUGUGAUUUUUGACAUUCAUUUGACAAACAUUUGAAUCAUAUGAGCUGACUUUUGUCAUUUUCAAGCGCAGCAACUACAUAAAUAACGUAAAUAAUAAGUUAACAGUAUAGCAGUUCAACAGCUUUUUAAUCAGUUUCUAAUGUCGUGUCGCGGGGAGCAGACGUAAAAGACUUUGUUCAACUGCUCUAAGAGAAAUAUAGUAAAGCGUUGUGAUUGAAAGAUGAGUGAAGAAGCUUUCAUAGAUGCCCUUCCAGAUGAGGUCCUCGAGUAUAUCCUUUCUCUUAUACCGCCUUAUAAAGAUUUACAUCAUUGUAUGCUCGUAUCCAAGAGGUGGAGGCGGUGCGUUCUCAACGUGGUACGCACCAAACAAAGGAAUCUAUACAAAGCCAUAAAUGACUUUGACAUCAAAUGGGAGCAAAGCAGUGCCAAUCAAUCUUCGAUAACAAAGAGAUAUUCACAUACAGCUGUAGUCCAUGAGAAUUCAAUGUUCGUAUUUGGAGGAUGCACCUGUCAUAUGACUACAUUCAAUGAUCUGUGGCGCUUAGAUUUGUCCACAAGACAGUGGGUACGCCCACUGGCUAAAGGAACCUAUCCUUCACCUAAGGCCUGCAGUUCACUUGUUAGAUAUAAGGACUCCCUAGUACUUUUCGGCGGUUGGGCGUACCCUCCGUCCUACCCCUUAUACCAAAGCUGGCACCUGUUCGACGAGUUGCACGUGUACGACAUCCCUGAGAACCGAUGGCGGUGCGUGGUGACUGCACAUACCCCGCCUCCUACAGCCGGUCACUCCGCAUCCGUGAUCGGUGAUUGGAUGAUCGUGAUGGGCGGGCUGCAGAAGACGGCGCAGGCGGUGCAUACGGAACGCACCAACGACGUGUGGAAGCUUCAUAUGCGGGAUUGGACGUGGCAUAAGCAGCCAGUUGAAGAUGGUCCGAAACCUAGUGUUAGAUUUGGUCAAACUCAAGUGGUGGUUGAUGAAAAGAACUUGUUGAUAUUAGGUGGUUCGGGAGGUCCUACUCUACAUUACUGUGAUGCAUGGUUACUCAAUAUGAAUGGCGAUGUAUGGAAGUGGAAAAAAGUUGAGAUAGAAGGAAAAAAUCAUGAACCAAGAAAUAUAUGGAGUAAUCCUGGAUGCAAGAUAGGCGAUAAGGUGAUGGUGCUGAACCGCAUCCGCAACAGCGAUGGCGGCAGGCCCAUAGCCUACUACCCUAAAACGACGUGGGGUGAAGGGGGCGGUGGUGGAGGCAGACAACCUGCGGCUGCAGCUGCGGAAGAUCGACGGACGGCACGCAUCGACAUGGCGCAAAGGCGGCCGGACGUAGACGAGAAUGUCAACGGGAGAAGGGGGACGCUAAGGAGGCGAUGGGCACCUCAACAGGAGGAGGGAGAGGAAGGCAGGAGUAGGAGUAGUGAGGGUGUUAAGAUCAAGGGUCUGAACAAUUCCUCGGGAAUGAACAUGGCAGCAUUCAACGGUCCCGACUUCUCUCGCCAACAAGAAUCCGAGAAGAUGCGCGAGAAACGCCUGGCCAGGCUGUUGAAAGUCGAAGAGAACCUCACGAAAGGCGCUUACAAGAGAGAAAAGAAGACUCACUACCUCGGCAUGUAUCUUUUGGAUAUCUCGAACGUUCUGAGCGACAGACCGAUAGUCACCUGGUUGCCACCGAACAACUUGAAGAACGGCCCCGAGGAGGCCAUGUUGUACACUCUCGUGGAAGGCAAUUCAGAAUUAAUCAUGUUUGGCGGGAUCAAGAACGAUUCAGGCUCGCUGGGCUUCUCUGUCGAUCUCAGCAGUCAGAUCUCCAACACGUUGCAUUUUAUUACUGCCCCCAGCUAUGUAAUAUAAUCGAUUUGAUGACUGCGCAAUUGUGGAUCUGAUUAGUGGGGAUUCUCGAUUGUUACGCAAAAAUCGUUACACGCACCUCGUACAUAGUCGAUAUCGUUGAACGUUUGUAGAGGCUAGAAGCAUUCCAGAACAUGCGACUUCGCCAUUUGCAUCACAUGUUUGUGAAAAGUUUAUUUUGACAAGCUGAUAUUCCUGUUUGGAGAAUCCAAAAAAUUGUUUAUACACAUACACAUAAUAAACAGUUAAUACCAAAAUAAUCAAUUUCCGGCACUCUCGAAGUGAUGUCACAACCCUAACAAGCAUAAUGUCUUCCUUGAACUUGUUAUGAUAUAGUUGGCCUACACAAAUAUUCAGGAUAUUUGGACGUACUUGAAAUUUCAUUACUGAUAUUUGUUUAAUAAUAUGUACAAUCUUACAUUACUUACCGUUUUAGUAUAAAUAUUUUGAAAUUAAGCUUGAUCAAAUAAAACUUCUUGAUUAAUCGUCAGUCACAAAAUAACAUUGAGCGUGUUCAGGAAAAGAAAGGGGUCAUAUACUUAUUUCAGUGUCAAUUCGGUAUCAAAUUUGAUUUGUCAGUGUCCAAUUGAGAUCUAAUCUGAUUUGAUAUCAGAUUGAUCUGGAACUAAGUGCUGCAACGUAAUUUGUUUCCUGAAUUUUCACAGAUAACUUGAUAACCAUUAGUCUAAUCAUAUUAGACGAAAAUACCAUGGUUUGCGAAAUAAUUGUAAAGUCUGGUAUUAUUGAUGCAAGUUGCUCGAGGGGGUAUUUAAAUCAUGGACGCAUAAAAUGGGUACACCGAUUUUUGUGGGAAAACUUUUUAUUCGACAACAAAGAAUGAGUAAACUUGUGUUUUGGGAUUCAAUCGAAAGUGUUGGCAGGAACGAAAAAACUUUACAAACAAUUUAUGAGACCCGCAGAAUGAGACUACACGUAAAAAGAUCCGACUAAUAGUAAAAAAGUUUUGGCCGAAAACCGAGACAAGAUACAGGUUUUCGCACUUGUUGGUAAUGCGACGAUAGUUUUACGUAGAUACAUGAAAUUCUUCAAAUUUGUAUGCUUCAUACUUCUAAAUAACGACAACAAAAUUCGAGUCGAUGUUUGAGAAUUUCUAAUUGUUUAACCCCUCAGUUUUUUGCAUGAAAAUAACAAUUAUGUUUCGGAAUGGUUUGUGAUUCAUGUCGGCAAGGUAAAAUCGUGUAUUUCUCUAUAAAAUGCCCUUUGAACGAACCAUGCUCAGUAAACUAGUAGUGAUGGCCGGAAGACAGGUGUUUUGAGAUAAACAAUUAGACAUUCUCAAAUACUACUUCACCAAUCGACUACAAUUUUGAUGUGGUUAUUAAGAAGUAUGAAGCCUACCGAUUUGAAGAAUUUCAAGUAGCUGCGUGAAGUUAUCGUCGCAUUAGCAACAAGAGCCAUAACCUGCAUUUUGCCUCGGUUAUCGGCCAUAACUUUUUUACUAUUAGUCGGAUCUUUUUACGAGUGGUCUCAUUAAUACGUAAAAACCUUAUUUAGAGUUUUUUGGUUCCUGACUUCACCUUCGAUUAAAUCCCAAAAACACGUUUUCCCAUUCUUUGUUGUCACAUGAAAGGUUUUCCCACAAAAAUUGGCGUUCCCAUUUUAUGCGUCCAUGUUUUAAAUAGCCCGUUGAACAACUUGCAUCAAAAAUACUAGACUUUACAAUUAUUUCGGGGGAAGUUGCUAAUAUGAUUAGCCUACAUUGAUUAACGUAUACUUCAGCCACAGCUUAGAUAACAACUAGCUAUGAAACUCUCCUGUCAGUGUCAAAAACGGCCGCCAUUUCGGCGAAGAAAAUCGCAUAUAAAUUCCCCUAGCACGACGAUGAAGGGGGUUCAGCCAGUGAAUCAAUGAUAAAAGAAGUAUGUUUGUCCAAAAAGAGGCGUCCGAGAAUUGAUGACCAUUUAUGAAAAGGCUUCAGAAAUUUGAAAAAUAUUAUCAUGCGAUAUUAUCAAUCAAUAAAACUAAACCGUUACGCACGUAUAUUGUCUUAUUCUUCGCUCAUUCUAAACAAAAAGGGUCUUUGAUAAAUGCUCUCUAAGGUUGACCGUUCUGAUUUUUGGUAUGUGUAUAGUUUUUGAUUAGAAUGAGCGAAGAAUAAGGAAAGGAUAUUCCAUUUAAAAAAAUGUAUGUUUGUGUUGUCAUGUAAUUAUGUAACCCUGAGAAGAACGGCAUAUUUUCCAAGUAAGCUGCGUAUCAUAGGUGCGCAUAAUUUUCAUAACUAACUUUUUAGGUAUUUAAAAUAUCGGAACUACCGACCGCUGACUCAUUAAAAACUCACCCUGAAUUCACAAGAAUCGAAGAAUUCAUGGCUAAAGUAAAUAAUUUUGCGUUUAUUGUAGAUACUGUAAUCACAAAUUUAUUCUAGAGCUUUUUCAUAGAUAAAUAGUCACCAGUGCUCCGUCGCCUCUUUUUGAACAAACAUACUGCUUUUUCUUAGUGAUUCACACAAAUUACACUAGAUCGUAUCAAAAUCGAUUAAGAUUGGAAAUAAUACCUGCGGUCGCUGGUAUAGUGCGUGGCAAUACCGGCUGCUGCUGAGCACUAAAACCGCUUUCAUCAUUGUACUAGACGAAUUUACAUGCGAUUUUCUCCGCCGAAGUGGCCCGUAUUAGACACUGACAGGAGAGUUUCAUAGCUGACUGUUAUCGAAGUUGUGCUUCAGCUUAACAGGCGUCAAUUUUUGGUGUUGGAAUCAAAUAAUUUCCAUCAAGAACGUUUGAUAAAGCUGACUAUGUGAAAGGUGUGUACAUUAGCACAAAUAAAUGAAAUAUUCAAAAAGUGUAAACUGAUGAUUAAACAGAAUAACAAAUGGCUAUGGCAGUAUGGCCUAAUUAAGUGAUAAUGAUGUGUUCUGAUAGCUGUGUUCUGAUAAUCUAUUUACUCAGUUUAGUUAACUACAAUAUUCAAGAUUUAUUUUAUUUUUCUGUUAGGGUCCUCCUUCAUCAGGACUCAAUGGCCUUUUGAAAUACAGGGUGACUCAUCGUAAAUUUCCCUUUUUAACAUGGUAUAAAAACGAAAUUAAAAGUGUUGCGAUAAUCUUAAUCAUAAAUUUUGGAAGUACAGGGAUGCGGAUUUCAGUUCUUAAACACAAUAUUGUCCAAAUGUUAUCCAUCCUGCUCAUAGCACUCCUCCAAUGAUGCUCUUAAAUGUUGGUCUCCGCUGACACAUUUCAAUAGGAAUGUUGUUAAUUUUCUGACGAAUGUUAUCUUUUAACUGCUCCGUAGUGGCUGAACGAUCGGUGUAGACGAUACUUAAAUAUCCCCACAAAAAAAAUCGAGGGGCGUAAGAUCUGGCGAUCUUAGCUGGAAAGUGGUGUCUCCAAAUUUCAAAUUAACAGUUCUUGGAAACAGUUCACGUCGCUCCAUCCUCUUGAAACCAGGUCUCGUUUGGGCCAUAGCCAGGAAAGUUUUGAAAAACAGGAGUCAAAAAUUUCUGAAGCAUUGCUGUGUACCUUUGGCUUGUCACAGUUAUAGAGCAGCCCCGGGCAUCUUCUAAAAAGUAGCGCCCAAUUAUUCCACUGUAACCUUCUUGGAAUGCAGUUGUUUUUGAUGUUUUUCUUUUGAGUUGUUAUCACAAGAGUACCGACAGCGAGCCUCAUCGCUGAAUAGAAUGUGGCCCAAGCCUCCUUCAUCCCAAAACAUAUUAAACAUUGUCUCACAAUGAUUUUUCGGAUUUCGUGGCCCGUAGGUUUUAAAAACUGUACCAAUUGAAUUUUGUACGGACGAAACUGUAGGUUUUGGUUGAAAUCCGUUGAACACUUGUGCGAUGAAUAUGCAAGGCUGAAUAUUCUCUGGCGUUCUGAUGGAUUUCUGUUUCCCUGGGCGCCACUGUACCUGUUUGUUGAAAUCUUUUAAUCCAGGAUUUUACUAUAUUUUUCGACGGAGCAUCACGUACACGCCGAAUAUUGUAACGGUUGCAAAAAACUCGCAGUACCGCGACAUAGGAAUCGUUAGAUUUAAAGAACGCCGCUACCAUAAACGCACGUUGCUCGUUCAAUCUCUGCUCCAUGUUUACUGACAAUCCGCACUUCCUCCACCACUGUUAAGGCGGUUGUACAGGGCGCGUUCGAAAAGGGAAAUUUACUCGGAGUCACCCAUAUGGCACCGUUUUGACGUGGUGACUAGUGGUGACGAUUUUUUCGGUGUCUCCAAGGCGAUGACAUGUCAAGGAGCUGCCGUAUAUUUCAAGUUAGUUCAGCUACUAUGCUGGCGACCUCCAUCGCCAUGACACCCCGGCAAGGAAGUGCCAUGAGAUAACGAGAACAUAUUUAAAAAAUCCUGUUUAAUAUUUUACUCGUUUCGCAACAUUUUGUUGUUUUAGUUUUUUCGUUUUACGUUUAUUCACGAUGAGCAGUUUCUUUUCUGUGAGAAAUGAUCCUUAUUAUUAAUUAGAUUUUAUGAAUUCUUGAGUUGCAGUCAUCUGCAAGCUUACCUGUACAGUUCCCUCCGUGUGUGUUUUGCGUUAUUUGGAAAAUAUUUUUAAGUGUAAAAUAAAUAUAUUUGAAUGAGCGUUAUUUGACGGUGAAGUGUACUGUGAAAUUAUGUAGAUAAUAAGGACAUUAUAAGUGAUAAGAACAAAAUGUUCAUGAUUCCCUUUUAGUAUUGCCAUGGAUUAAAAUGAAGAUCCGGUUUUGUUGUAUUUUUUUUAUUGUGAAUAAAUUUCUUUUUCAGUCCAAUAAAAUGUUUAUAUCAA
Molecule: messenger RNA, 6652 nt
Organism: Acanthoscelides obtectus
Lineage: Eukaryota; Metazoa; Arthropoda; Insecta; Coleoptera; Chrysomelidae
Source: the annotation of a GenBank genome assembly